AUGUCGUCGCAAAAGCCUCGUUACGAUUCUGUAUGGGCUUCUGACUCGUCUGAGACCCUUUUUGGAGACAGCUUUACCGAUGACGACAGCUUGGCGCGAAGAAAACAAGCUUUAAAGACUCAAGAAGAGGAUCAGACACUUUUGCAUCGUACUGUCGUAGCUUCUAAACGACAAAAUCUUGAGGUGCAAUUUGAACGAGUUGCCAAGCAACGUGCUUUUAUUCGCCGUGAAAAGCGAAGAUUGUUGCUAAUGCACGCUUUGCUAUCUUCCGAGCGUGAACGUUUUGAAGCUUUCCGUUCGUCUGACUGGUUCUGUCUUGCAUCCUUUCCUGCACCUAAUGACCGUCGCGUGACUAUUGAUAUUGGUGGUCAACUCUUUGAACUCUCGGCAGCAGUGGCGUUAAAAGACUCUGCGUCGUUACUCGCUGCUUUCGUUCAAGACGAUUCGCCGCUAUGUGCUGAUGAAAGUGGCUGCUUUCGCGUCGAUAGAGAUUGGAGACUCUUUCGCCAUAUUUUGCGCUUCUUGCGAGAUGGUAUUUUGCCAUCCGACCCAAAGUUGUUACGUGACUUGUACGUAGAGAGCGAGUUCUGGCGGUUUGAGUCGCUGUUGAAGGCGAUUGAGAUCAAGAAUUUAGAGCUGUGGCAGCUAAAGCAAAGUAGAGACUUAAAAGCUGCAGCUGGUGAAUCAGUGGAAAAGGAUUCAAGCGCGUGGUGGAUGGAUCCUCCAGCAUGGUGGGGAAAAGCUUCACGUGGUACGCAGGUGAUGAACGAAAAUCAAACAAAAGUAAAGAAGAAAAAGACAGAGUUGGUGGACAAAUCAAAGACGGACAAGAUAAGCAAGGAUGAUUAUAACAAAAGUGAAGCGUGGUGGAACGACUGCACUUACAAAGGCAUUCAUUAUGCGGACAAUCUUGAUAAAGCUAAGAACGGAAGUGACGAGAAAACAAGCCAUCGUCAUCCACUUGUUUCGAAUGAUACGUGGCCAGCGCAAUAA
Molecule: messenger RNA, 993 nt
Organism: Plasmopara halstedii
Lineage: Eukaryota; Oomycota; Peronosporomycetes; Peronosporales; Peronosporaceae
Exons: 2
Coding region: 1-993 (330 amino acids)
Biological process (GO): protein homooligomerization
Molecular function (GO): protein binding
Source: RefSeq, a predicted model, not a curated record